UCAAACAAAUGCAAAAAAAAGAACAGCAGGAAAAGAAGAUUUUCGGUUUGUUUUUGGUUUCGUUUGGUUCACUUUCAUUUGUAUUACAACACUUUUUGCAUUAAUUUGCCGUCCGCAGUGAAAUAAUUAACCAUACAGCAUCGUUUAAUGUGACCGGAGAUAUUACUGUUCACUAUAAAGCUGCAGCGAUCGUCAAUACACGGGUGCAACAAGUGAUUUUGUGCCCGAUGGCGGAACGUACAUUACGCUGUCCGAUGAAGGCUAGAAGAAAGCUUCUAGAUUAUUAAUCUAAUUACGGAAUUAGCAGUAAGCAACCUUCUUUCCGUCUGCUGGAUAGUGAAGAUUCUGAGAUUCUUCAGGUGUGAUACAAAAAUAUGCGUAUUCGUGAUCGGUUAGGUUCUGGUCGCUUGUAACAAAAGCAUCGGUCGGUUGUGGUGCGCGGCAGUGUGGUGGCGAGGGAAAUCAUAUGACUGGCGUGCGGUCAGCACUACGUAAGCAAGCAAGCCAAGAGAUUGUUAUUGUUUGUCAUACACUUCACCCCAAAUAAUCUGACCAACCGUUUGUGACCUCCUUGAUCUAGGGAUCGUGGAACAAUUUCCGACGCCUUUAUCCGGUGUAAAUGAGAAAACUUCCUGUUGAUCGCAGUAAUUAUGGAAACUCGUCGAAACGUUCCCAUCGGUAUGCCAUCAUUGUUAUCGGACCGGUAAAUUUGUGGUCGUGUGUGAAGAAUUUUUGAAUGAAUUUUUGCCCUCCCUCGCUGCGGUCUUUGAUCGGGUCCAAUCAGCAUUCAAUCUUUGCCGUCGUCUGACGCCCGCCGAUAAGGAACCGAACUGAUGUGAAAAUGUGAACCAAUCGUCGAAAGCUUAACACCGGCACAGCACAAUCGCUACAGCAGGGGUACACGCACUGGUGUGGACGCAAUAGAUUAAACCCGACAACCACUACUACUAGUUGGCAUAAAUGUACUCUGUUCGAAGGUGGGAUACGAUACGGCGAAGUAGUCGGCGAGCGAAAUAGUACACCCGCGUGACGUUCAACUCUGGUGCGCCGGCAUUGCGCGUGCGCCAGUACAAAACCGAGGCUGGCAGUGUGGUGUACCGGCGGCGGCGGUGGCGUUGCGAUUCUGUUUGUAACUUAACUUUGCAGCGCAAAACAGCACUUUGGCCCACCCCCUCGUGUGUGUGGUCGUCAACGAAACGGCAAGCUCCCGACAGUUGCGUACGAUCGUCCAACCCGGACGGACACAUUCGCGCGGGGUUUUAGGAGCAUCCAAACGUGUUGUAAGUCAUCACCAUGCCAAACCAGGCAGCGACGUCAUUUGGCGCACUUGGUUGAAUAAUGAGAUACACUUGGAUGAAGGAAGGAUUUACACAAAAGCAGGAUCGUGCGUACACAGUCAAAGUUCAAACGUGUUAUAGAGCUAAAACGCAUUGUGAUGGAAAAUGAUCUGCCGAUCUUAAGAGAACCCGUUGACAAAACGUGCGUAUGUGUGCGGGAGCGCAACAAGUGUUCCAUUGUGGUAAAGAAAUAAGCUUGCUGUAUGUACCAUAACAGAAAAAUCGAAAAUGUGAAUACAAGCAUAGGAAAACAGUGUGCAAAUUUGUGCUGUGCUCAAAGUGCAUCGGCGCCCGGGUAUCGAUCGUGCAGCAGAAAGCAUCGGUUGUGAAUUUUUGGUGAAGCAAUUUACAUGCAAUAGUAAUUACUCGGACGCGUGUGGAAGCUGACAGUUGGAAGGUUGAGAGGCAGUAAGGGAAGAAGGGAGGUUGCAGCUACUGCAUCGAUUCGUUUGUCGCGUGGUGGUGCAUGCAAUCGAAUCGAGCCAGUCGCCUUUUUGGACUAUAAAUAUAUGAUGGCCCUGUUCAACAAGCUGCUAUUCAACAAGAAAAGAAAUACUAGCUCAUCGUCGCAGAAAACAAGCCCCGGACAGUUCCCGUUCAGUGCAGAUCAGGUUCGAAUCUUGGUAUUCAAGGAGUGUGAUAUUCGUGGCAGAAAGCUCCUGUUCGACUCCAGCACCGUCGAGAAGGUUUCGUCCGAUAGUAAUAGUGCGGCAGCUGCUGCCGCAUUUGCCAGCGAUCAUCAUCCAUCGUCCGUACCGCAGGUGCAAAAGUGCGAACACUGUAAUGUCGUCUAUCGGGUACGUAAGCAAAAUGAUCCCCGCAAUGAGGCGAAGACAGAGAUCAAACAGUUUGAAGAGAUGGUGUUCGGCUCGGCACCGAUCGCGUUCCGUGGUAGCAGCUUUAAGGUACAUUGGCUGAAGGCACCGAAGACGCUAAUGUGCUCGCUCGUGUUCCCAACACCGGUGUACAGCGGUACGAAGAAAUCGUCCGUUUCCACCUAUCCCGGGUCGGAACUGUUCAUCAACAGUGGAGGCAGUGGCACUGGCAGCACCGGGGCCGUUGGUGGUAAUGGUGUUGACUACAAUCCUUCCGUGAGCGAUCUCAGCUCAAUCGGUACGGGAUCGUUACAUUCGUUUACGGUGACGUCCUCUACCGCUACCCAGCAUGAUCCAUCGAUGUUGCACCGAUUGCGGCCAGUAUUGCCGGCAGAGUUCUGCAAUUUCGAUCGGUUUGCCGAUCUACGCCACUCGUCUAACAGUGGUGUCGAUUCUGGUUACGGCGGUACCGAUCCGUGGGGUCUUUCCGGCUCUGGUUCAUCGCGUCAUCCAGCCUCAUCUUCCCACCGUAGCAGCCUUUCCUCGAUCUAUAGCGAUUUUGAUUACAUCCGGCGCAUGAGCACGGAUAACUUUAGUAUGGACAUUCCACCGCCGCCGAACUGUGUCAGUUUGGAGGAUUGUCACUCGUACGGUAGCUUUCAUCGGCGAGUUUCCAAGAAUCUUUCGACGUCGUUCGAAAAUCGUCACACGAUCGCCGAUCACGUCGGCCAUCUGGAUGAGCUGGGCCAGAUGUUGGCGGGUAAUGGUGUGGGUCCGCCACACACGCCAACAAAUGCCACGGCUAGCGAUGGCUGUGUGGUAUCGCGUAACCGGCGCAACAGUGAAAUAAUGGACCUGAACCGGCGGAAGGCUUACAGUGGUGAGCUGCUGUCGACGGCUACAAACUACCAGGGCAAAGCGCCCAGCAAAAAGCAACGGCUUGGUUUAGCCGUUUGCAUUCGAUUGAAUGAUGUGAUGCUGCAGGACACGGAUACGUUCUGUUCCGAGCAUAUGACCGUGUUCGAAUCGAUCCUGUGUCGGGUACGAUUGGCCGUGGAAAAAGCGUACAUUCGUUGGCGAUUAUUUUUGCAGAUCAUGCUGGGAGCAUGGCAUUCGACACAACAGUGGCUAAACGAUCUCUUUACGGCACCGCGAAUAAAUAAUCCCGUCUGGUUGACGCUCAGCAGCAGUACUCUAACCGAUCGUAACUUAUCCUCGUUGGCCAGCACAUUCAUGAACGAUCUGUGCUCAUUGCUGUCGUUGGCCGAUACAAAGGACACAAACUUUUUCAUCAGCACCCUGAUCACUGCUGUUUUGACGCAUCAUCUCGGGUGGGUAGGAACGAUAGCAGCGAUGACCGCUACGGAUGAUGCGAACAGCAAGCUGGACCUUAUAAGGCGCGAAAAGACACGCAUGAACGAAAUUACCGCCAACCAUCCGUACAGUGUGCUUUGGGCCCAGCUGGGUGAUCUUUACGGUGCCGUCGGUUUCCCGAUGAAGCUGUCGAAAACGAUCAUUUGCGGUAGUUCGCAGCUGAGCAACAUGCUGGAUAAAAUACUUAACGUGUUAUCGUACUUUAUACGCUGUUCCGAGAUUAAACGCACCGUUUAUGUCGAGUCGUUCGAUGAAGCGAACGUCCGUACGGCAUUCGUGUCGCAGCGUGCCAAUAUUAAUAAUGCAGUUCAUGUUGAAGAUGUCCCACCGGCGGACACAAAAGUGAACGUAGCUGAACAACCGAUUGGUUUGCUUGAAGCAACAGGUCAACAGCUGCUACGUUCUGCCUCAUCCGGAAUGGUUCGUUCGGCGACUAGGAUGAAAAAUUUAGCAUCUUUGGGUGGAGACGGUGAUCAGGAUAACUCGAAACAUGCGACUGCUGGCGAGUCAACUUCCAACGCGGGCAAUGAAGAGGUACAGAAAGCGUUGAAGAAAAACGUGAUGAAUGACAUUCCAAACGUGCUGGUGUACCGUGAUUCGCGGUUCGUCCGGCAAGAGCUCCGAAUAGGGAACAAAAGCAUGGACACGGGACUGGUGAUGAAUGCGCGGGAAAAGCAAUACCUUGAGGCACGCUAUCAAAUCGGCAAGGUGGCAUUGCUUCACACACAGCCUCAAUCGGCCGAGGCGGAGCUGGCACAGGAAGCACUCGUGCUGGACGGGAAUGAGCAUCGUACAAUGGACGAUGCAGAUGAUCGUGAGUCGGUUCGUUUGUCCUAUCUCAUCACCGAAAACAGUCUCGGACAGGUGGGAACGACGGAAGCACCCGACUCACAGCAACGCCUUAUAUGGGGUGUAGAGAAGACGAAGGAAGGCAUUGCGUUCGAGCAGCUUAAAUAUAUCAGCCUGUUGCGAGGAGACUACAAGGUGCAAAAGGAUACGGUCAACGAUAGCGGCAGUGAAUUGAAGAGCGGAAACAACAACAACGAGGUCGUAUUUGUGCUCGGUGAGAACGAAAUGUUGAAAGACAUUCAUCGGAAGACGACCGGCAGUGGACAGGAUGUUGCAGAUGUACUUACACCGCUAGGUAUGGUGCAACCGCUCAAACACUGUUGCCAGCAAAAAUUUAGCAGCUUCGACAAAUACCGACAGAUUGCGGCAAAGUUUCUGAAAAAUCGCAAUCUUCCCGACAAUCAUCUGCUCGAGCGAGGCAAGCUACUAUCAACUGAGGAGGCGGGAUUGGUUUCUCCGCUUUCGGAACUAUCGUUCGAAUUUAUUGAUCAACAAGGUAAGAACGGUCCAACCGAGUGUGCGAUCUGCCAUCAGAUACCGACGAUCUUCUGUCUGCAAACACCAACGAACGCGUCGGAGAUGGAAUUUGUUGGGGAUUUCUCGGACGGUAACCAUCGGCCGUGCUGGAAGGAACGAACACUAUCGGAACAGUUGGCGGGAGAGGAAGUAGCCGGUGCGGCGUCAGAUCAUCCAUCGAAGCCAGCGAUGCGAGAGAACAUUCCGCUUAUUGUACUUCCGGGUCAUACGAUGGCUACACUGGACGAGAACGAUGAGCUGCGGGUAAAACAUCCAGGGAGUAUUUUGAAGCUUAUCGAUAUUCCCUUUCCCAAGGGAAUGCGAACCUCUGCUAGCGGACCGGGGAAUGACGAAAAUAAUAACAGCAACGGUGCAGGUUCGGGAUGUUCCAGCGGUGGUAGCGGUCACGGUGGUGGGAACGGUAGCAAUGCAGGCGGAGGUAGUGGUAGCAACAGUGGAACCCACCAUCACCAUAUGCUGGAUUCCGGUAGCACGGGUAACGAUAAGACUGACAAAGGUUUGCGAUGUUUUCGAACCGGUUUCAUGCCGUCUCUGUUUAGUCGCAUAACCGAUCACUACAUGCCGGAUAUGGUGCUGCAGGCCACGACAGCACCGCCAAGCCAGUGGGAAGCAUCGCUAAAGCGCGAUCUUCAUCUAGCCGCUCGGUUCACUCUGUACGAACAGCAACACACGGAGAAUAAUGCAAUCAUUGCCAAUCUGGACACGCACGAGGUGCGAUUGCUUUCUUCUCAAUCGCUCGUUGACGGUGAUAUCAUUGGUAUGUCGCAGCUAGUAUCUUCCAUGCUCGAGGCGGUUAAUGCUAUGUGGUCAGCUGGAAUCUCCGCGUAUCAGUGUAUGGCCUUUAUGGAAUCGAAGCUACGCGAACUCUACCUACAGUCGGAAACUCUCGCUAGCGUUAUGUUGGCCACAGACUUUUGCACGAUGAGCUCGAUCACUACCGCUAUGGAUAUCACUGCCAACGAUAUGGAGCUGCUGCUAUCCGUUGCAUCCGUACAUACGCCCGAAGCAACCAAACGGUACCGCGUUUUGAUGCGUUAAGCAUCCAUCCCAUCACACAGAAAGGAACCAAGUGUAAACAGAAGAAACAACAAACAAACAAGAGCUUGAGCUUUUGCGUAAUGCAAAUGUGAUAUUAGGUUUAAUUAUCUGUCGGUAGGAAGAAAGCAACAUACGCCAUUAUAGAGGACGUAAUACGAAGGGAAAGUGAAGCCAAUUGGAAGAAGGACACGUAGUGCCCCAGAUGAGAACUUUAAACCAUUGAACGAACCGUUUACGAAGUAUCGUACCUUGGGGAUGCAGUAAUGUUGCAUCUUUCAAUCUAGAUUCCCUUGCGGGUCUGUAUGAUGAUAUUUGCAAAUGCUCUCUCUCUCUAUAUCUUUCUCACUCCCUUUCUUUGCGGAACCUCCUUUAUUGUCAUAUCGUUAAGGGAUAAAGUUAAACUUUAGCAAAUGGCAGAGAGUACAAAACGCUUUUGCCCGGUGUUGUGAUUAAAAACAUAGCAUGUGUUUAGAACUUAGAUCAUGCACAUUCAGUUGCAGAGCAAUAUAGUUUCCACCGAAGCCAAACGCAUCGCUACGAACGAUGUGUCGCAAGGAUGGGAACCGUUCGAGGUUGUGACCAUUCGUGUUUAGUAUAAGUGGCGGACAAACUUAGUAAAGCAAGUGUGCGACUACAUAUCCCAUGUAGGUUUGCAGCCCAGAUUGAACGUGUUAGAAGACCUUUCGAUAUUUGUCGUUAGCAGACCGUUAGCCAUAAAUGGCCAGUGAAAGAUGAGGUAUUUAUUGAAACUGAAUUUGCAAUAAAAUCAUAGUAAAGAAAAUGGAAAGCA
Messenger RNA from Anopheles funestus (African malaria mosquito), 6740 nucleotides. RefSeq names its product folliculin-interacting protein 2. Lineage: Eukaryota; Metazoa; Arthropoda; Insecta; Diptera; Culicidae. The transcript has 6 exons. Gene Ontology annotation, molecular function: protein-folding chaperone binding; ATPase inhibitor activity. The coding region runs from base 1847 to 5950 and encodes 1367 amino acids. Gene Ontology annotation, cellular component: cytoplasm. The record is from RefSeq and is a predicted model, not a curated record.